CGAAGAGGGAUUUGCAAGGAGGAGUGGUGCCCUGGUGCCGCCGCCGCCAUGGGGCUGCAGCCCUUGGAGUUCAGCGACUGCUACCUGGACAGCCCCUGGUUCCGCGAGAGGAUCCGAGCCCACGAAGCCGAGCUGGAGAAAACCAACAAGUUCAUCAAGGAGCUCCUCAAGGAUGGCAAGAGCCUCAUCGCCGCCACCAAGAAUCUCUCAGCUGCCCAAAGAAAGUUUGCCCAUUCACUGAGAGACUUUAAAUUUGAGUUUAUUGGUGAUGCAGAAACAGAUGAUGAACGGUGUAUAGAUGCAUCCCUCCAUGAAUUCUCUAACUUUCUGAAAAAUCUAGAAGAACAAAGAGAAAUACUGGCUCUUAGUGUUACUGAGACUCUUAUCAAACCUCUGGAAAGAUUCAGAAAAGAGCAACUUGGAGCUGUAAAGGAAGAAAAGAAGAAAUUUGAUAAAGAAACAGAAAAGAACUACAGUUUACUAGACAAGCAUUUAAAUAUGUCAGCUAAGAAGAAAGAAACUCAGUUAUUGGAGGCAGACUACCAAGUGGAGGUAAACCGAAAACAUUUUUAUGAACUAUCACUUGAAUAUGUGUGUAAGCUACAAGAGAUACAAGAACGAAAGAAAUUUGAAUUUGUAGAACCUGUCCUGUCAUUUUUUCAAGGAAUGUUCACCUUCUACCAUCAGGGUUAUGAGCUUGCCAAAGAUUUUAAUCACUACAAAAUGGCUCUGCAGAUCAAUAUCCAGAAUACAAGAAAUCGUUUCGAAGGGACAAGAUCAGAAGUCGAAGAUCUCAUGAACAAAAUCAAGCGAAAUCCCCUGGAGCAUAAAAGAGCAAACCAAUUUGCAAAGGAAGGCUACCUUUAUGUGCAGGAGAAAAGACCUGCACCAUUUGGGUCCAGCUGGAUAAAACAUUACUGCAUGUACAAGAAGGACACUAAGAAGUUUACAAUGAUACCAUUUGAGCACAGGUCAGGAGGAAAGAUUGGUGAGCUGGAAGUCCUUCUCCUUAAGUACUGUACCAAAAGGAAUACUGAUACUAUAGAUAGGCGGUUCUGUUUUGACAUGGAAGCACUAGAUCGACCUGGUAUGCCUGUUACCAUGCAAGCAUUCUCAGAAGAGGACAGAAACCAGUGGUUCGAAGCCUUAGAUGGAAAAGAAGCUGUGUUUCUCAAUUUGAACAAGGCUAACAUAAAAAGAGAAGGAAGUGCACAGUUGGAUAAGCUUGGGUUCACAAUUCUGAGAAGAUGCAUAAGUGCUGUUGAAACAAGAGGUAUAAAUGACCAAGGACUGUACAGAGUUGUGGGGGUGAGUUCAAGGGUCCAGAGACUUCUGAAUUUGUUGAUGGAUGCAAAAACAAGUAAUGAAGUUGACUUGGAAAAUUCCAUGGAAUGGGAAGUGAAAACAAUAACAAGUGCAAUGAAACUUUACUUAAGAAGCCUUCCAGAGCCCCUGAUGACGUAUGAUUUACACGGAGAGUUCAUCGUUCCUGCCAAAAGUGGAACCCCCGAGUCCCGUGUUAACGCUAUCCAUUUCUUGGUUCAUAAACUUCCAGACAAGAACAAAGAAAUGCUCGAUAUUUUGGUGAAACACUUAGCAAAUGUUUCAAAGCAUGCCAAGAAGAAUCUCAUGACUGUAGCAAAUUUAGGAGUAGUGUUUGGACCAACAUUAAUGCGACCACAGGAAGAAACUGUGGCUGCCCUCAUGGACCUGAAGUUUCAGAAUAUUGUAGUGGAGAUCCUAAUUGAAAACCACGAUAAGAUUUUUCAAACUCUGCCUGAUGCCACUUUCCCCGAGCCAAUUCCUGUGUCAGUAUCUCCUCCAAAUGCCCCACCACGACAAUCAAGAAGACAAGGGCAACGUAAUAAGAGGCCCAUUGCUGUAUAUAAUCUCUGUCUUGAGCUGGAUGACAGUGACAGUCUUAGCCCUCCAAAAGAAUGCACACCCACUGGUAGCAUGGAUUCCUUGUCUUCUCAGUCUCCCACCUGCUGCCCCAGCAGCCCUCCAGAGGCAGAGAAAAAUCAAUUUGUAGCUGACAGUGGUGACAUAGCAGACGGACAACCACAUCCUUCCAUUGACAUUCAUUCAUCAAUGGUCUCCUGGAUGAAAGCACAGGCAUGUACAGCAUCUACCUCGGACCCACCAGCAUCGUCAACGUUCUGUUUUCCUUCCCCUGUAAGAGAGACUGACAGACUAUCUGGAAGAAAAGCAAGAGCAGUGUAUCCAUGUGAGGCGGAGCAUAGCUCUGAAUUAUCUUUUCAAAUUGGGGCAGUUUUUGAAGAUGUGCAGUUUUCACGGGAACCCGGCUGGCUAGAAGGAACACUAAACGGGAAGAGAGGACUCAUUCCCCAAAACUAUGUUCAGUUUUUUUAGUUUUCUUCGUAGAAUGCCUGGAAGGUGUACAUGGUAUCCAUGGAUUUUAUGAUUCAGUUUCUUCUCUUUGGCUUCACCUAUUUUUAAUCAGUUCAGGACCUGACAAUGAGAUGGAAGACCUUCAUCUGUAUAAAGAUUUAAUAUUUUGCCAAAUAGGAAUUGCGCAGCAAUUUUAUAUGGGGAGGGGAAAGGGUGGGUAAUUUGAAAAAUAGUACUUUAGGUUUGUAAAGAGUCAUAAUUAUACAUAUGUAUGUUUGUAAGAUGAAUGUUAAAUCAAAAAAUACUUGAUUGUGCAGUAUUUACUUCUACUCUUAACAAUCUGAGACAUUUGAAUCUUUUCCGGUUCGAACCCAGUCCCCUGCCACCCUGACGUACCCACCUUAUUGAAAAAGUUGGAGAAAUGUUGGUAGUUCAGUGUAAGCUGGUAUCUUUGUGAGGGUUACAGCAGGCUACUACAGUGCUAAUUGUCAAUUUAGUUUUCCCUUACUUUGAAAGGGAGAAAUUUAGCCGGCGAAAGCACCGUUAAUUUACACUCGCAGGAAGGAAGAAUAAAAAAUACAGCUUUCAAAUGUCCACAGUGGUGCAGAUAAAUUUAUACAAAUUAUAUGGCUUCACUUAUGAUAUAUAUUUAAAGGCACAUAUAUGAUCCUCUGCGUUCUGUAGGUUUCCUCCUACCUUCAACUUAUUGGAAUCAGGACAUCUUGUUCUCUAUUAAUGCUGUGGAAAGUAUGUUUACUGUUUUGAUAAUCUGUUGACGGAAGUUCACUUUUACAUAGGCUCAAACUAGUAGUAGCAUGCAGUUGCUUUUUUCUUUCCCUUGAGACAAGUUCCAAAACUGACAUGGAGGAAUUGGAAGGAGAACUGCUUAACUCUUCUCCUACAACUAUUUUUCUCCCACCACCACCGCACACAAAGAAACCCUCCACCCUUCAUCUUCAAGCAGCUGGGUGGAGGGGAUUCUUUUUUUACCAG
Messenger RNA from Lacerta agilis (Sand lizard), 3345 nucleotides. RefSeq names its product Rho GTPase activating protein 10 (gene ARHGAP10). Gene Ontology annotation, cellular component: cytoplasm. Lineage: Eukaryota; Metazoa; Chordata; Lepidosauria; Squamata; Lacertidae. Gene Ontology annotation, biological process: signal transduction. Gene Ontology annotation, molecular function: GTPase activator activity; protein binding. The record is from RefSeq and is a predicted model, not a curated record.